AAAAUCUGUGUCAAGCCUCCACUGAGGGGACUUCAGGGGAAGAAGAAGACGUUUCCUAACUGCUCACGAUUAGCCAGCGCAAGCAAGAGAUUUAAUGGAGCGACAUAGCAACUUGCUUUCACAAGGCGAUGCAGAACCAUCAGUCCUUAUUGGUUGGAUGCUGGUGAAGCUCCAGUACGCUGUAUUCAUUGCGAUGUCACGGGCCCGGCAGAGACUCGUACAGCUCUCAAUUGUGUUCUCAUUUGUCUUCCUCAUCCUGUGGAUCGCUGCAUUUCUGUACGGGACUUUCUACUACUCUUACAUGCCCCAGGCGACUUUUUCUGCACCUGUGAACUACUACUACAGGACAGACUGUGAAUCUCCAGCUUCGUUUUUGUGCUCUUACCCUAUGGCCAACAUCUCUCUGAUCAGAAAUAAAAAACAUGUGCUGACAUUCGGCCAGCCCUAUCGGAUGUCUUUGCAGCUGGAGAUGCCGGAUUCCCCAACCAAUCGGGAGCUGGGGAUGUUUAUGAUUAAAACAACCUGUUUCUCUCAGGAUGGAGAGCAAGUGGCCUCCUCCGCUCGCUCUGGAAAACAUCAGCUGUCUGCCUCCAGCUCUCGCUUUAGCAUACUGCGAUACCGCUCAGACCUGCUGAGGACGCUGGGAACGCUGCUGUUCCUCCCGGCCUUUUUGACCGGAGCAGCCGAGCAGAAACAAGUGCUGGAGGUGGAGCUCUUCUCAGACUUCACAGACAACCCAUAUGCUCCCUCAGUCACGGCUGUCAUCGAGAUCAUGUCCAGCAGGGUGCAGAUAUAUUCAUCUGACCUCUACAUUCAUGCUCAUUUCACUGGCAUUAGAUACUUGCUGUACAACUUCCCCGUCAUAUCAGCCAUUGUGGGCGUCUCCAGCAACUUCACCUUCCUCGGUUUCAUCUUCAUCUUCAGCUACAUGAGGCUGCUGUUUCAAGCGAAACCACAGCGGUUCAGAAUGAGUUGGACAGAGGAGAACAACCAGCAAGGGGAGGAAAGAGCUGUCCCUGCAGGCACUGCAGAAAUGCUGGGUCCCUUCCAUCAAAACCCCACAGACGAGAGACAGGAGGAACCACAUUCUCACGUUGGAAAUGGCACAGAGCAGCAAGACAGAGAUACAAUUGGUCAGGGAGAAAUAAACGAAACAGAAGCAGCCUGAGGCAACUGAUAAAGGAGGAGGAAAAUGUGCAGAGAACAAGGAUGAUAAUGUGAUGUAAAGAUGAAUAUUUAAGGCCAAUAUCUGGUUGAAAAUGAUGAAGAAAAUCAAUUUUACAUAAAAGCCGCAAAGAAACCCUGUCAUUAUGAGAAAAACAUUUCUUGGGAAUAUGUUAGACUGAAAAAAAUAUGUAUGGUUUUAUUUGUUUGAGUAUUUAUAGGCACCACAAAUAAGUCACUUGCAAAUGUCUUUAUAGUCAAAACAAAAAGACAUUUGCUCUGAUAUAAAAUAACACAUAAUUACAAUGAUCAUAAAUGUUGUAGUUGCUGGUUAACACUAAUCAUACAGACAAAGUCUGGAGACAAAGUAAGAGGGGUCGGGAUGGUUUGGAGAUGUGCAGAGGAGGAAUAGUGGAUAUACUGGACAAAGAUGGAGAUGCCAAGCAGGAAGAAAAGAGAAAGAUCUAGGAGGAGGUUUAUGGAUGUAGUGAAUGGGUGCGUGCAGAGGGAUAGUUUGAGGUGGAGGCAGAUGAUGCCCUGAGGCAACCUCCAAAGGUAGAGACUGAACGUGGCUGAAAGAAGAAAAAGAAGUUACCUACACAGCCAUCACCCCUGUGUUUCAGUGGCAUAUUAAUCCAAGAUUUCUAUGUUAAUUUACACUUAGAUAAAAUCUUUUCCAAAUACAUCAGUGCAGCUGAAAGCUGCUUUUGGUUUUGGGAGGGGUUUUAAAUACAAGUAAUUCAUUUAGCUGGUUGACUGCAUGAAGCAUUACCAUUAAAAAAAAGACCUUUUUUUCAAACGGAGCAUUCUUGUUCUAAGAAAUGAGGACUAUUUAAUGUGAAAAUCAAAAUCAGUGAUGCUUUUAUACACUGGUGUUUGCUACUCCUUUCACAUAACAGCCUGAACUGGUUCUAAUCAGAAUCGAAACAAUGUGGGGAAACUCCAGCGGACAACUGAGUAUGAGGACAAGUACGUUUAAAACAGAGCUCAAAUUUUACAAACAAAAACUUCACAGAUCAACUCAACGGAUAACUUCUUUAAAUCCACACAUAAAACAGCAGAAACAUCAGCAGCAUGAAGCUGGGGGCCAGAAAUGGCCCAAGACAGACUCAAACCCCAGCUCCUGCAGUAGCCUUUCAGAAUAUUGGUUGUUUGCUCAACACAGUGAGCCAAACGGUUACCCCACUGCAAGUCUUUUAAGCAAUAGUUGCAAAAAAACAACAACAAAAUGCCACACCGUGCCUCCUUAGCUUGGGACAAUUACAUCCAUCAACACGCACUUAUUGGAAAGUUUAUUGGUUACACUUUGCUAGUUCCAGAUUGGAUCUCUUUUCAGAGCUGCCUUAAUCCAACAAGAUAUCGUACACAUCCUUCUGAGAUUUUGUUCUUUACUGACAUGCUAGCAUCACACAGUUGCUGCACAUCAGUGGUGUAAAUCUCCCGUUCCAGCACAUCCCCAAUAUACUUAAUUGGAUUGAGGUUUAGUCACUGUGGAGGCCAUUUGAGUACAGUGAAUUCAUUGUUAUGUCCAAGAAACUAUUUUAAGAUUAUGUGAUCUUUGUGAUACGGCGUGCUAUCCUGCUGGAAGCAAUGAUCAGAAGAUGGGUAUACUAUGGUCACAAAUGGGUCAAUAUGGUCAGCAACAAUACUCUAUAGGGUGUGGCAUUUUAAGUAAUGCUCAAUUGUUACUAAGUUUCCCAACACGUGCCAAGAAAAUAUCCCCCACACCCCACCCUGAACUGUUGUUACAAGGCAUAAUAGAUUUAUGCUUUCAUGUUGUUUAUGCCAAAUUCUGAUAAUAACUUCCAAAUGCUGAAGCAGAAAUCACCAGUGUGUGAACUUCAGCAGGUUGUGUUGACCAUGCCUUACCGUGCAUAAUGAGUUGUUGCUAUGUGAUUGGCUGAUUAGAUAAUUGUGAAAAUGAGCAGUUGAGGCUUUCCUAACAAAGUAGUCAAUGGGUUUAUUUCAAUGUAAUAUAACAAUAUACAUGAAAUUUAUUCUACAUAAUAACUGUCUAGAAUUUCUCUUUUCAUUAAGCUGUGAAACGUUGGA
Messenger RNA from Neolamprologus brichardi, 3216 nucleotides. Its product is annotated as seipin-like. Gene Ontology annotation, cellular component: endoplasmic reticulum membrane. Gene Ontology annotation, biological process: lipid storage; lipid droplet organization. NCBI's taxonomy places the organism in Eukaryota, Metazoa, Chordata, Actinopteri, Cichliformes, Cichlidae. The record is from RefSeq and is a predicted model, not a curated record.